Molecule: messenger RNA, 3053 nt
Organism: Leptopilina heterotoma
Lineage: Eukaryota; Metazoa; Arthropoda; Insecta; Hymenoptera; Figitidae
Product: disintegrin and metalloproteinase domain-containing protein 7-like
Exons: 22
Coding region: 66-2888 (940 amino acids)
Biological process (GO): proteolysis
Molecular function (GO): metalloendopeptidase activity
Source: RefSeq, a predicted model, not a curated record
GUUGAAAUAUUUGAAAUAAAAACUUAUUCAUACGUGACGCUUUGUUAAUUCAUAAACGUCAGAUUAUGUUUCCGAAAAUUAGUAGUGAACCGAAAAUAAUAUACGCCUGUGUUUUACUUUGUGCAUUCACUGUCCCAUUCGCAUACACAGUAAAGGCCCAACAGUAUUUUACUGAUCAUGAAGCCAAUGAAGAAUCUGAUGGGGAAGUGAUUUCGAUUGAACAUUCAAUUCAUAAAAGAAGUGUUCCUGAACUUUUUCUCUAUAUAAAAAAACAUAACUAUGAUAGAAAAUUUAUUUUGCAGUCAUCAGAAGGAUUUUUUGCUGGUAAAAAAACAAAAGUCUGGGUAGCAAAAAAAAUUGGCGAAGAAUUUAGAUAUGUUUUAAAAAAAGAUAUUAUGGAGAAGGUGAACCUUACAUUUUAUCAUAACCGAAAAACGAGGUCUGUCAUAGCUCAUACAGUAAAUGAAGAAGGUGUUUCAGAAUUCAAUGGUAUUAUUGAUUCUGACAAAGUAAUACGUUCGUUAAAUAAUGUCAAACGCUUUCGCCGUGAUGUUUCAUCGAAAUCACUGUACGAAUCAAAAAACAAUAGUUUCAAGAAUUAUCACGUACUUUAUAAACGAGAAAUAUCUCCACCAAAUAGCAGGAAAAAUAAUUAUUCUCCAAAUCCCGCACAUGAUUAUGAUGAUUUGAAAAUAAUUAACGAAACUCCAGAAAUAGUAUAUCCAGAAAUUUUAAUUUAUGUAGAUACAUCAUUUUUUCUACACUUUAAUAGCAGUAUAGAAAAAACUAUUACUUAUGUUUUAAUAUUUUGGAAUACAGUAGCUCUUUACUUUAGAGAAAUGGAUGAUCCUUCAGUUCGUUUAAGUAUAGCUGGAAUUGUUGUGUGUGAGGAUCCAAUAGAACCGAUGAAUACAUACAAUAUUAAUGGAAGGACUUUGCUGAGAUUUUCAAAUUUUAUGUUCAAUCAAACUAAUUUCAAUUUGUCACUUGAUUACGAUAUUGCUGUGUUUUUCGUUAAACCAAGAAUAUUUCAGAAAGUAAUAGGUAUUUCAUAUGAAGGAACUGUUUGUAGAAAGAUAGAACCAAAUGUAUACUCAGUAUCAAUUAUUAGUGAUUCAGGAAACUUCCAUAGAAUUUCGACUGGUGUACAUGAAAUAGGUCAUAUAUUGGGAGCUCCUCAUGAUGAUAACAAAAAUUUAAGUGCAGCAGAAAUAGAAAGAUGUACUUUUAAGAACGGUUUUGUUAUGAGUUAUCAUAGAGUAAAUGAAAAUCAAUUUUACUUUUCUCCGUGUUCCAAAGCAAAAAUGAAAUUUACAUUAAGUUUAGAGCGUACCGAGUGCGUUCGAAAUAAUCCAGCUGUUGGUAGAACUGAUGAUGAAAUGCUAUCAACUUUUUCUGGACAAUACAUGUCAGCAGAUGAACAAUGCAUAUCCGGAAAAUAUGAGAGAGCGCUUGUAUCUCCAAGAAUUUGUGUAGAAUUAGAAUGCGUCAAAAAUAAUUCAAGAGUUUAUCAAAAUAAACCAGCACUUGAAGGAACUCCUUGUGACGUGGAAAGCGCCUGCUUAAUGGGAAAGUGUGUAAAAGUACAAUCUGAUAGAAAUGGCAGGAAUUCAGUUCUAGAUGUAUUAUUCCCACAACAUUUUGAACCGUAUAAAAGUAAUAAAUCUCUCGAGGAGCAAUGUAAUGAAAGAGGAAUAUUAAACGUUGAAAAAGCUACUUUAAGUGAUUGUAGUCUUAACUGUCAAGGUAUAACAAGUACGGGAUACUUUGAAAAUACAUUUUAUAAACCCAAUGAUGGAACUGUGUGUAAUAAUAAUGGAUAUUGUCUGGAUGGAACAUGUUACGAUGAAAAUUACAAAUUAUCUGAAAUGCAGUGUAUAAAUUCUGGAGCAUCAAGAUUUUCAAAAAAGUCUUCAAGAGAAUGUCACUUGGUCUGCAUUAAAAAACUUUAUAAAUAUUCUGAUGUAUUCCGUGGCCCAUUUUUUUUCAAGAAUUUAACCACAGUGACAGCAGUAGCUCAAGAUGGAUUUCCGUGCAAUAAUAAUGGAUACUGUAAAAAUGGAAAAUGUGUCAAUACGACAAUUACGUCAACUACUGUCAGCACCAAUGAAACAACUACUCCCUCAGAUAAAUAUAAAUCUCCCAUAGAACGAUGUAAAGAUAUAUCAAUGGCUUGGAUGUAUGACUUUAACGACGGUUGCAUAACUUAUUGCGAAAAUGAAGAAAAUAAGGAAAUCGAUGAAAAUUUAGUUGCUGAAAAUGGAUAUCCUUGUGAUAAUAAUGGAACCUGUGAAGAUGGAAACUGUAUGAAUAUGACAAUAGUGCCAUCAACUACUCCUUCAGAUAAAUGGCAUGGUUUUAAAUCUCCUAGUGAACGUUGUAACAUCAUUGGAAUGUCUCUGGCAGAUAAUUAUAACGAAGGAUGUAUAGCAUAUUGCAUAAAUGAAACUAACAAACUCGAUGAUCAUUUAGUUGCUGAAAAUGGAUAUCCUUGCGAUAAUAAUGGAAUCUGUGACGAUGGUAUUUGCAUUAAUAUGUCAUUUAUGACAAGUACUAUUCGUUCAACUACUCCCACAGAAAGAUCGUACGAUGGAUUUGAAUCUCCUUUGAAUCGAUGUCUAAAAAUUCAAAUGUUUUUAUCGUAUAAUCAUGAUACAACUAACUGUACAAUCGUGUGCACUAGCAAAAAUGCGUUAAGUAUCAAAGAUAUAUUUAAAAUAGAUGAGAAAAUUGUCUUUCAAAAUUUAACAGCAGAAGAUGGAUAUCCUUGCGAAACAGAUGGAUUUUGCCUAAAAGGAAAAUGUAUGGAUAUAAAAAUUUCUGAAGAUGUUAAUAGGGAAUUCAUCAAUUGGAAUAAUGAUGAGCUGAGAGGAAAGUAUUUUAAAUAAUGCACAUUAUGAUUAUUAAAAUAUAACUGAGUAAUUUUCAAAAAUCUCUCAAUAUUUUGUGAAAAGAUUAUAAGUUGAUUUAUUCUCAUCUUUAAAUUUCUUCAAUGUCAAUAAAGUUGUAAAAUCUUUUGCGAUGUUUUAAAUAAAUAUAAAUUAAUUUAAAAA